GCAGCAGCAGGGGAAGAUCGUGGCAAAGCGGAGACGUGAAAUGAGAUGGUGCGUCGCUCCCUGGGACUCCGUAGCCUACCGUCUGUCACUUUUAUCGGGACUCGUUUCUCUGACUUUUACCGCGGAAUGGGGGCGAGUGGACUUGUCUUUUCGCACGCUUGCACGGCGUGAGUGUGUCGCGUAAUGCCGCCGAGGAGAGCCGCUUGUUGGAGGGAAAUAUUUAUGGUUCGGGACGUUUUUAUUGGAGUGGCUAGUUGCUAGCGCGGAGCUAGCGACUGUGCUCGCUACUUGGACCGUGUGUUCUUGUCAGGAUGCUUCGGAGGAUACGACAGCAGCUGGGCUUUGACCCUCCUCAUCAGAGCGAGACCAGAACGGUUUAUGUGGCAAACCGUUUCCCUCAGAAUGGCCACUACAUCCCACCACGCUUUACAGACAACCGAAUCAUUUCAUCCAAGUACACAAUUUGGAAUUUUGUCCCAAAGAAUCUGUUUGAGCAGUUCAGAAGGAUUGCCAACUUCUAUUUUCUCAUUAUCUUCCUUGUCCAGUUAAUGAUAGAUACCCCCACUUCCCCAGUCACCAGCGGUCUGCCUCUUUUCUUUGUGAUCACUGUAACUGCGAUAAAACAGGGCUAUGAGGACUGGCUGAGACACAAGGCGGACAACGAAGUGAACGGGGCUCCAGUGUUUGUGGUCCGCAGUGGAAGCCUGGUCCAAACGAGAUCUAAGAACAUCAGGGUGGGGGAUAUUGUUCGUGUGGCUAAAGAUGAAACAUUCCCUGCUGACCUGGUGUUGCUGUCUUCAGAUCGCGCAGAUGGCACCUGUCAUAUCACCACAGCCAGCCUUGAUGGAGAGACCAACCUUAAGACUCACUUCUCAGUGGCAGAGACAGCAGUUUGUCAGUCAGUGUCCCGCCUCGAGGCUCUGCAGGCUGUGGUGGAGUGUCAGCAACCAGAAGCUGAUCUGUACAGGUUUGUUGGUCGGAUGACCGUGACUCAGCAUGAUGAGGAGAUUGUCAGACCACUGGGUCCAGAGAAUCUGCUGCUGCGAGGAGCCAGGUUAAAAAAUACCAAAGAGAUUUUUGGUGUGGCGGUUUACACAGGGAUGGAGUCCAAGAUGGCCCUCAACUACAAGUGCAAAUCCCAGAAACGCUCUGCUGUGGAGAAGUCCAUGAAUACCUUCCUAAUCAUCUACCUGGGUAUCUUGCUGUUUGAGGCCAUCCUCAGCACCAUCCUGAAGUAUGCCUGGCAGGCUGAGGACAAAUGGGACGAGCCCUUCUACAACCAAAAGACUGAACAAGAGAGAAACAGCAGUCCGAUCUUGAAGUUCAUCUCAGACUUCUUGGCGUUUAUGGUCCUCUAUAACUUCAUCAUCCCCAUCUCACUGUACGUUACCGUGGAGAUGCAGAAGUUCCUGGGCUCAUUUUUCAUUGGCUGGGAUUUGGACCUUUACCAUGAGGAAAGUGACCAGAAAGCGCAGGUCAACACCUCUGACCUCAACGAGGAGCUGGGGCAGGUGGAGUACGUUUUUACCGAUAAGACUGGUACACUUACAGAAAACGAGAUGCAGUUCCGUGAGUGUUCGGUUAAUGGAACUAAGUAUCGGGAAGUCAACGGCAAACUGGUUCCGGAAGGAAUGACUGAAGAUUCACCAGACGGAUCUCUGCCUCACAUGAUUGGCGAUGAAUUGUUAUUUCUGAAGGCGGUGUCAUUGUGUCACACAGUUCAGAUCAGCUAUGACCAGCCUGACUGCCUGGUCUCCGGGGACGGAGACCCGUUCUCCCACGCAAACGGUUUCUCUUCCAAUCACAUGGAAUACUUUGCCUCUUCGCCAGAUGAGAAAGCUUUGGUAGAGGCAACAAAGAGAAUUGGUGUGGCCUUCACUGGCAGCAAUGGCGAAACCAUGGAAAUCAAAACAUUUGGGAAGUCAGAGAAGUAUAAACUGCUCCAUGUAUUAGAGUUUGAUGCCAACCGUAGGAGGAUGAGUGUCAUUCUACAGGAUCCUUCAGGAGGAAAAAUGCUCUUUACCAAGGGAGCAGAAUCAGCCAUUUUGCCUUUCACCACCAGUGGUGAGAUAGAAAAGACAAGAUUGCACGUUGAUGAGUUUGCACUGAAAGGUUUGCGGACUCUGGUGGUAGCUUGUCGUCACUUCAGCCCGGAGGAGUACAUGGAUGUGGACAGGCGUCUGAACAGUGCCCGCACUGCGCUGCAACAGAGGGAGGAGAAACUACAGGAGGCCUUCAGCUACAUUGAGAGGAACCUGCACCUUCUGGGCGCAACAGGGGUGGAGGACAAACUCCAAGACAAAGUCCAGGAGACCAUUGAGGCUUUACGGCUGGCAGGGAUCAAAGUAUGGGUUCUGACGGGGGACAAACAUGAAACAGCUGUUAGUGUCAGCCUGUCCUGUGGCCACUUCCACAGAACCAUGAACAUCCUGGAGCUCCUGCAGCAGCGCUCUGACAACGAGUGUGCUGAGCAGCUCCGCAGACUGUCGAGAAGGAUAAAGGAGGACCAUGUCAUACAGCAUGGGUUAGUCGUGGAUGGGGCCAGUCUGUCUUUAGCAUUGAGGGAACACGAGAAGCUCUUCAUGGAAGUGUGUAAAAACUGCUCGGCUGUGUUGUGCUGCCGCAUGGCACCACUGCAGAAAGCUAAGGUGGUACGUCUUUUAAAAACGUCUCCAGAGAAACCCAUCACCCUUGCAAUAGGGGAUGGAGCCAAUGAUGUCAGUAUGAUACAGGAAGCCCACGUCGGCAUAGGUAUCAUGGGGAAGGAGGGUCGUCAGGCCGUGAGAAACAGUGACUAUGCAAUUGCCAGGUUUAAGUUCCUGGCUAAACUACUGCUUGUCCACGGUCACUUCUACUACAUUCGAAUAACUACGCUAGUACAGUACUUUUUCUAUAAGAAUGUGUGUUUUAUCACACCCCAGUUUUUAUACCAGUUUUUCUGUUUGUUUUCACAACAAACUCUGUAUGACAGUGUUUAUCUGACACUGUACAACAUCUGCUUCACCUCGCUGCCCAUACUGGUGUACAGUCUGUUUGAACAGCUGGUUCAUCCACACGUACUGCAGAAUAAACCUGGUCUGUACAGGGACAUCAGCAAGAACUCACUGCUGUCUUUUCGGACGUUUCUGUACUGGACUCUGUUGGGCUUCUGUCACGCCUUUGUCUUCUUCUUUGGAUCGUACAUACUGAUGGGAGAAGACACCACACUCAUGGGCAAUGGACAGAUGUUUGGAAACUGGACAUUUGGAACGCUCGUCUUCACCGUUAUGGUCAUCACUGUCACAUUAAAGCUUGCUUUGGAGACUCAUUUCUGGACAUGGAUGAACCAUUUUGUGACAUGGGGUUCGAUUGCUUUCUACUUCAUCUUCUCUCUCUUCUAUGGAGGCAUCAUCUGGCCAUUCCUCCACACCCAGGACAUGUACUUUGUAUUUGUGCAGCUGCUGUCCAGUGGUUCAGCCUGGUUCGCCAUCAUCAUCAUUGUCAUAACCUGCCUCUUUCCUGAUGUGGUGAAGAAGGUCUUCUACAGACACUUGCAGCCCACCAGCACGCAGAAGAGUCAGUCUCUAUCAGCCCCCACGCAGGCCCUCAGCUGUGUGGAGUCCCUGUGCUGCUACCAACAUGGGCAGAGCGGCUGUUCCCGCUUGGCCCACUUCGUGGAGCAAAUGACAGGACAGUGUCCGGACGGUGUCAACCAUUGCCAGGCGUCCAGCCGCAACAACAGGUCUUGGAGUGACACGGAGAACUUCUACUCCAACGACCGCAGCAUCCUGACGCUGUCACCCAUCGAGGCCACGCACUGCUGACUCCCGGGGCGACUGACUGUAGCACACAGAGCUGGGCAGGCGUCAUAAUCGCCCUCCUGCCGCCAUUUUAUGAACUUCAGCUUUAACUCAGUUGCAGCUUGAUUCACUGCAGACUCAAAUGGGAAUUGUCGCAUUAUUUGAAACCAAAGGACUUGGCUGGUUUGCUAUAGCCUGCUUUUUCUUUUUUCCUUUAUUUUUUUUUUGAUAUAGUAACGGUUGAUGCCAGGUGGAAGCUGCAACAUGAAAGGAAAAUGAAGACAUGAAGCGACAUCUGUGGACACACGGCGUCUAGAAAAGAUCCAGUCAGUGUCUCGUUAGCUGCAGUUCUCUGACUCCUGCUGCAAAACAGGACGUCCGAACUGAUCUGAAAACAUUUAAGCAUUAGAAAACGGUUUUAAGAAGCCAUGUCGAGUCAGGAGUGGAACUCCUGAGGUCAGAAUAGAAUAAUGAAUUCUGUCAUAGGGCAAUUUCUCGUCCUAAGUAGUUUCCACACUUGAUUUUUUUUCCCUUGCAGCUGACCUUGCUGAAGCUCAUUUUGAAGAUUAAUUUUCAUUAGUUAUCACACCACCACAAGCUCAAAGCUUUGCAUCCCGAUCGACUUUCCUCACCGAGGCAGUUUCACAACAGAACACCACACACGAGGAUCAUCAGUGUAGCAUAUGGACAGAAGCUUAGCAGAGUCUGGAGAACAUCUCAUCUGCUGGUGAUAGAACUUCAUGUGUCAUUCAGAUUGAAAGGGAGAAAUCUGGACCCUUCCAUCACAAUCAUCUCAUUUCCUUCACACAAUCACCUUUGUUGUACCAAAGACCAAAGGAUUCAGACUGGAGUAAAAAAUGGGAAGAAAAAAAUGUUUAUUUUUGUGCCUGAUUGUACAGAAGCUUAUAUUGUUGUUAAGAAGAUUAUUAUUAUUGUCCGUGCUGCUUUCUCGUCAUGACUGUUCAGACCUCUCGUCUCCGCGGUGCGCAGCACUGAAUGCGGCCAGAAGGGGGUUUGGUUAAAAAGCCAUACAUUUUCAAGAGGUUAUAUUAUUAUUGUGUGAGAUAAUUGAAGGUACUGUGUUACAGAGACGCUGUUUCAGCCUGUGGAUACUUUGUACUUGUUCCCCUCCAACACCUUCUCUCAUUCAGCCCAGUUGGCGAGAGCGUUAAACACAGAGGUGUCAGGGAUAUUUUUGGGGUCAUAAAAGAAGUCCUAAUUAUAUUUUAAAGAAUAAAAACACAUCUGUUCAAACAAAAGUAGAGGUAGAGGUGAUUUUAUUCUCACAAAGACAAAAAUGGGUUUAAUGGUGAGAUACUUUUCCAUUUCACGGCUGAGACGCGUUGACCCAGACGGCAGAAUGUCUCUAUCUACGAUACGGAGAUAGAUUUCUCAGAGAUAAAGAGAAAAAGCAGAAUGUUUGCACAAGUCACACAUAUCGAGAUCACCUCGUCCUUUUUUUUUUUUGCUUCUCAAAUCUCUGCUCGUCUUUCGCCAUCAAAAUCAUAUCUCAUGGUUUGUUUUUUGUUUCUUUAAAUGUUUUAAGUUGUUGCCCUGUGUGUUUCAGCGCGUGUGUGUGUACGUAGGCAUGUAGGCGUGACAGCCAUGUUGUGUUUGGAGGAAGUUUGGUACUUAGUUAUAAGGUGCGGUGUUUCUCUUUGACGUGUGUUUAUGUGUGAGCUCUCCAUUCUUCCACAAAAGUCUUAAAAAGUGUUUCAAAAAAUAGGAAAACGAUCAGGUCAGUUGUCACAUGGAUACCGUUAAAGACAACCGUUUUAAACUUGACAUCCGGACAAACACACGGGAAACACUUCUGUUACACUAAGAUUUUCUUUUCUUUUGAAGUUCAGUUGUAUGUAAACUCUUUGAAAUUUUGAGUCGUUUUUUUUUUUCUUGUUUAUAUUUCAGUAUGGUACAUGUUCACACAGGCAAUGAUGUCUAUUUAUUAUUGCUGUAUGUCCCUUGUUCUGUGUUCCACCCUUUCUUGCAUAUCGAUAUAUCUGUGGGUGCUGUAGCUGGAAAAUAACGCAGCAACUCCGUGACAUGUUUCUGCUUGAUCUCGGUCCGUCUUCAGAACGCAUGUCUAAACUCUGUAUGUUUGACUUUGGAAGGCGUCGUGCGACGUCUGCGCCGCGCCGACUGUGCCGUCUGUCGCUUUUCCGGGUUUUCCCGACAUUUACUCAGAAAAGUAACUUUUCAUUUUAACCAUUUAAACCUCAUGUUUGAUAUUAAAUGUCUACUUCAAUGCA
This is a messenger RNA of Solea senegalensis (Senegalese sole), 6028 nucleotides long. It is a transcript of the gene atp11b, whose product is annotated as ATPase phospholipid transporting 11B (putative). Gene Ontology annotation, molecular function: ATP binding; ATPase-coupled intramembrane lipid carrier activity; magnesium ion binding. Gene Ontology annotation, cellular component: trans-Golgi network; endoplasmic reticulum; plasma membrane. NCBI's taxonomy places the organism in Eukaryota, Metazoa, Chordata, Actinopteri, Pleuronectiformes, Soleidae. The record is from RefSeq and is a predicted model, not a curated record. Gene Ontology annotation, biological process: phospholipid translocation. The transcript has 30 exons. Bases 312 to 3803 code for a protein of 1163 amino acids.